Messenger RNA from Phyllotreta striolata, 1767 nucleotides. NCBI's taxonomy places the organism in Eukaryota, Metazoa, Arthropoda, Insecta, Coleoptera, Chrysomelidae. The record is from the annotation of a GenBank genome assembly.
AUGAGCGAAGAUAUUAUAGAAAGCUCCCAAGACGCGAAGUGGGCUGUGUUAAACUCGCAAAUAUCCACUUUGAAAUCUGUAGCCAUCAUUAGCGAUUCAUUGAGCGUAGGAAGAUCGCAAGUAUGCGAUAUUGUAUUAACUGAAUCGACUUUCGGAAGCCACGCUAAUAUCCUUAAAAGCGUCAGCAAAAACCAUUUUACCAUAUUCAGGAAACCGGACUCUUUGUUCGCCUAUCUAAAAGAUACAAGUAAAAAUGGAACGUACGUGAACGGUAAGAAAGUACAAAGGAACGGACAAGUAUUACUUAAGACUAACGACAAGAUAUCGAUGGGCCAGAUAAACCCGAUUAUAUACAUCUUUGAGUUACUUUUAACAGACAACCUGCCUAAAACUUUAACCCCGUUGAGCAAUUUAGAAGUCACACCGAAGUAUAUAAACGUCCUGCCAGUCUGGGGGCGACUUCUGUCUUGCUUGGAAGAAUUGGAGUCUUGUGAUUUGCACAAAGAUACAUUCAGGGUGGGUCGAUCGAGGACCUGCGACCUUUCGAUCGAGCAAACGAAGUUAACGGGAAGAAAGAAGCUGAUUUUCAGCAAGGAGCACUUUAUUAUAGGCAAGGACCCCGGUAAUAAUAUCGCCUACAUUACUGAUUUAAGCAGAGGCGGGACGUACAUAAAUAACGUUCUCAUUGGUAAAAAUAAGAAUCAGAUUCUACAGCAUAACGAUAGGAUAGCCAUCGGACCAAAAUUACAGGUGUUUAUAUACAAAUGUAUGUAUGAUCACGAUACAAAUUUUCUUCCUCCUGAGCUCAAAGCAAUGUACGAACCAUCUACGAUAUUAGGCAAAGGAGCUGUGGGAGAAGUACGUUUAGCUUACGAAAAGUUGACCUGCAAGAUGGUAGCAAUAAAAAAAAUCAUCAAAGGUCGCAGCACUUUAUCUCAGAAACACGAGCUGAACCAUCCCUCUAAAAUACAAACCGAAAUAGAUAUACUUUCUACAUUAAAAUUCCCUUUCAUAAUCAGCAUGAUGAACAUCGUCGAAACGCCCAAAGAAGUGUUCAUAGUGUUAGAUUACAUGCGAGGAGGUGAACUGACCAACAGAAUUCUAUCGCACCAGCCCAUGACGGAGUCGAACGCAAAGUUCCUAUUCUACCAAAUAGUAUUGGCCGUGCAGUAUUUGCACAGCAAGGGCGUGACGCACCGAGACCUGAAGCCCGAGAACGUUCUGCUUUACUCCGAUGAGACCGAGACUUUGGUGAAAGUGUCCGAUUUCGGGCUGAGCAAGGUGACGGAAGACGAUGACAUGAUGAGAACCGUGUGCGGUACGAUGAGCUACAUAGCCCCGGAGAUACUCAACCGACACGUUUCCAGAUAUAACAAGCAAGUCGACGUUUGGAGCCUCGGCGUUAUAUUGUUUUAUAUGCUAGGAAAGGAACUGCCCUUUGUGUGUAAGGAAAAAAAUGGUGAGCUGGAGCAAAUGAUUUUGAAAGGAAAGUAUUCGAUGAACAGUGUCCGAUGGAGGGAGACUUCGGCGUAUGCCAGAGAUCUGGUGAAAAGGAUGCUCACUGUUGAUCCAGAAAAUCGAAUUAAUUUGGAUGAGGUGUUGAAACAUUUCUGGUUAUCCAAAGAUUUAAAAAUGCAAUUAGGCGUUAAAGCUUUAUAUGAAACGAUUUUGGAAGAAAUGGAAGAUAAUGCGUUUACUUAUAAUUUGGAACCUCCAUUGAAACAAAUCAGGUUGUCUUACGAGGAUUCCAGUUUAUCAUCACACUAG